AUGCAGAGCUCUCCCGCCAACGGCGCAAACACGCAAGAACAGCACCUGCGCGCACAGCUCGAGCUCCUCCAAAACCACGAUUCCGCUGCCUCGUCCGCCUCGCCUAACCCGAGCGCGCGCGAUCCCCGAGCUCCGUCGCGGCCGCCGAAUGGAUACGACGUCCUGGCGCCUCAAGACGUCUCCCGCCCUCACGCCAAGCUAGACGCUGAAGCGCACAUCCACCCCGAUCUUCGAGCUUCUGUCGGCCACGCGCCCGCUGCCAACAUGAUGCCCAUGGUGCCCCCCGCUGGCCACAGCCCUGGUCCUGCCGGUCCUGGACCUUCGGCUGUGCCGCUGGCCCCCGCGCCGCCGCAGCAGAUGACUGUCGACGACUCCAAUCCCGCUGACGGCCGCAAGGCGAAGCGCGAGCUGUCGCAAUCCAAGCGCGCCGCCCAGAACAGAGCUGCACAGAGAGCGUUCAGACAGCGCAAGGAGGGCUACAUUAAGAAACUGGAGCAGCAGGUUCGCGACCUGGCCGACUUGGAGCACUCGUACAAGUCGAUGCAAUCCGAAAACUACGCGCUCCGCGAAUAUGUGAUCCACCUCCAGUCUCGACUGCUUGACACCCAGGGCGAAUUCCCUCCGCCCCCUCCCAACGUCAAUCUCUCGCAGCCGGCAGCUGGCGCGCCUCCUCCACCUAGCGUCACUGAGCAGCACCACCAACAGCAUCAGCAGCACCACCAGCCGCCUCCGCCGCCGCAGGCUUCCAACAGCAGCAACUCCGGCGUUGGCACCCCUCUCGAGGCCGUUGCCCAGGCUGUCGCUGGCCUGGCUGCCCAGGAGCAGAUGGUCGAGCGGUCGCAAACAUACCCCAGCCCGCCUUUUAAGACUGACCAGCCUGGCGAGCAGGAUAACAACCCUCGGCCCACGGCAGAUGACUUGAACAGGCCAUUGAACCCCGACGAACGGCCCGGCCAGCCCUAG
Messenger RNA from Trichoderma virens Gv29-8, 963 nucleotides. RefSeq lists its product as uncharacterized. Gene Ontology annotation, cellular component: RNA polymerase II transcription regulator complex. The transcript has 3 exons. The record is from RefSeq and is a predicted model, not a curated record. Gene Ontology annotation, molecular function: transcription cis-regulatory region binding; DNA-binding transcription activator activity, RNA polymerase II-specific. NCBI's taxonomy places the organism in Eukaryota, Fungi, Ascomycota, Sordariomycetes, Hypocreales, Hypocreaceae. The coding region runs from base 1 to 963 and encodes 320 amino acids.